Protopterus annectens (West African lungfish) is the source of this 2104-nucleotide messenger RNA. Its product is annotated as sodium channel modifier 1-like. The coding region runs from base 1079 to 1882 and encodes 267 amino acids. Gene Ontology annotation, biological process: RNA splicing. NCBI's taxonomy places the organism in Eukaryota, Metazoa, Chordata, Ceratodontiformes, Protopteridae. The record is from RefSeq and is a predicted model, not a curated record. Gene Ontology annotation, cellular component: nucleus. The transcript is spliced from 8 exons.
UCCCCACGUUUAAACCAGUGCUACAACAUUAAAAUAUCCAACCGGCCAUUGUAGUAUCUUUCAUGCAUAGUGCACUUUGCAGACAUAAAAAGUUAAACGUUGGGAUAAUUCCUUGCAAAUUCAUAAGCAGAGCAUUUAAAAAUAGAACUUAAGCAAUGGUGCUAAUCAAUUCCCACUUGCAACACAUAGCUAGAGCGAAAGCUCCUUCGAUGCAGUUUCUAAACCAAACACGGUGUCUCAAAAACGAUAAUUACAAUAUUACCAUCAUCACCCUUUCAUUGCAAAAUACUUUUAGCAACGCCCAAGUGCCGUCGUGGGUUCUACGGUAAUGACAUCAUUUUAUUCCUCUCAAGUCGGUACUGACUACGUUGACAACCAAACAUCCCUUUACAAGCUGCAAUACUUUGGGUAAUUAACUCCCCCGAGGAUUACGAAGCUCUCUUUUAAAUAUGAUACUCAGAACCUAAGCAUUCCAUCUAUAGGAUUAACGGACUAUGACUUGUUCUGCAAAGAGUGUAGCACAAAUAGCAUACCGCUACCAACAGUCAAUCAUACAAUACAACUAUUUUUCACCCCUUCUUAGUUUGCCUUUACGGCUGUCUGUGAGCUAAACGCAACUGUAACGCAAGACAUUCUGGGAAAAGUAGUGCCAUCAUACAUCUCUCAAGAAGGACAAACCCGAAUGCAAACUCCAGAAAGGACUUACUAACCCACGAUGCUAAUCGGUGCUAGUAGUGAUAAUGCCAUGGGAACCAUCGCAGCGAAAUGUUGUAUACCACCAAAAACCUAUGAACGACGUUUCAAUUUGCGCAGUUAUAAUCUGAAAGCCCGUAAAGUGUUAUUGUUGAGGUCCUGAUUAAGUUGCUUUAUGGAACUGUGUUAUGUCUAGUUGUAGCCAUGAAAGUAUUUGGUUUAUUGAGGUUUGAAAAACCAGUAUAAAGAGUGUUUUCUGCAUCCUUAGCUUAACCGGAAGAAUUGAAAGCGCAUAUAGUCUACGACAUGGUUACAUGUGGAUUAUGUUUACAACCGAGUUGUUUCUCUGAUUCACGUGUCUUUGAUAUAUAAAGGAAACGUUGGAAUGUCUUUCAAACGAGAGGGAGAUGAUAUUAGUCAACUUAACGUAUUGCGGAAGAGAAGAGUGGAGGACUUGCUGUCGAGCUAUAUUCCAGAGGAUGAGGCCCUUCUGCUGAAGAAUGGAAGGUAUGCCUGCACAGUGUGUUCCUAUCGUCCAGUCUUUGACACACUAGACAUGUUGACUGUGCACCGGUCUGGCAAGAAACACAUAGCAAGUCUGCAAAGUUUUUAUGGCAAGAAACGAGAGUUAGAAAAUGAAGUUGAAAAAAGGCAGCAUAAAGCAUUUUUGCAAGGGGAGGAAGCCAUAAAAUCGGACACUAGUGGCCCUGCACCUCUACUGACUCAGACAAGAAAAAUCACUCACAAUGCUUUGCUAAAAGCAACACCUUACAACAGCUGCUGCAAAGUGAAGAGGCCUUUGACCUGCAGUCAAGGUACUGGCUCUUCCAGUUCUGUUGCUGCUUCAUCACUUUAUGAAUUAAAGGCUACAAAAGCCCCUGCAUUAAUAGAGAAGCCUCAUGCCUUAGAAUCAACAUCUUCACAAGAAUUACCCGGAUGUAGAGUCAGUCAAUCUGGUGAACAGGAGAAGGCAGCACAACUAAUCAAGAAAAGCAGCAUGCAAGUUGCAGAGAAUGCAGUACCCGUGAAAAAAGAUGAGGUGACUCCUGAAAAACGUAGAAUGAUGCAACACUACCUUAAGCUAAAAAGUUCUGGCUGGAUUCAAGACAAAUCUGGAAAGUGGGUGAAGGAUGAAAAUGUUGAGUUUGACUCUGAUGAAGAAGAACCACCAUCCUUUUUACCAUCCUGACCAAAUUAAUGCUAUGGAGUGUUCCUGUUUUUUCCCCAUGUCUAUGUUUGAUGAUGUAGCACAAGCAACAGAGGAGGGUGUACAUUUUAUUGUAUGAGCUGCAGAACUCGGAUUAUUUACAUUCAGCUGCUCCUUAUGUACUCCACUGUCUGCCGUUUCGACUGUAAUAAUAAUGGUUUCUACUACAGGGCAGUGUCAAAGGGAAUAAAAGUCUAUAUUGUG